Messenger RNA from Knipowitschia caucasica, 5574 nucleotides. NCBI's taxonomy places the organism in Eukaryota, Metazoa, Chordata, Actinopteri, Gobiiformes, Gobiidae. The record is from the annotation of a GenBank genome assembly.
AUGGCUUCGUCCGUGUGGCUUCUGGGCACUUGUGUGCUCAUGUUGUCUCACAUCGUCCCAUUUGGUCAAGCUGCCAUGUCGCGGGCUGCCAUGCCGUUUGGGCUGCUCCGCAGGGAGCUGGCUUGUGAGGGAUAUCCCAUUGAGCUGCGAUGUCCCGGAAGUGAUGUAGUGAUGGUGGAGACGGCAAACUACGGACGAACGGAUGACAAGAUCUGUGACGCAGACCCUUUUCAGAUGGAGAAUACACAAUGUUACCUUCCAGACGCUCUCAAGAUCAUGGCCCAAAGAUGUAACAACAGAACUCAGUGUGUUGUGGUCGCGGGGGUGGACGUUUUCCCAGACCCCUGUCCCGGAACCUACAAGUAUCUGGAGAUCCAAUAUGAAUGUGUCCCCUACAAAGUGGACCAAAAAGUUUUCGUGUGUCCGGGCUCACUGCUCAGCAUCGGGCCGGCCUCAUCUCUGCUGGAGGCGGAGCAUCAAUCAGGGGCGUGGUGUAAAGACCCUCUGCAGGCUGGAGACCGGCUCUACGUCAUGCCCUGGACACCAUACAGGACAGAGGUGCUGUACGAGUACGCCUCGUGGGACGACUACCGACAGAACAGGGUCACCACCACUUACAAGCUGCCGAGUCGAGUGGACGGGACUGGGUUUGUGGUGUACGAUGGUGCUGUGUUUUACAACAAGGAGCGAACGCGAAAUCUGGUCAAGUACGACCUCCGGACACGCAUCAAGAGUGGCGAGGCUGUGGUGGUCAAUGCCAACUACCAUGACACCUCUCCGUACCGCUGGGGAGGGAAGUCCGACAUCGAUCUCGCCGUGGAUGAAAAUGGCCUUUGGGUAAUCUAUUCUACUGAAGCCAAUAAUGGACGCAUUGUGGUCAGCCAGGUGAACCCUUACACACUGCGUUUCGAGGGGACAUGGGCCACUGGCUUCGACAAACGCGGCGCCAGUAACGCCUUCAUGGCUUGUGGGGUCUUGUAUGCGGUGCGCUCGGUCUUCCAGGACGAUGAGGGCCAGGCGGAGGGGCGGGUGGGCAGUGACAUGGUGGUGUACGCCUAUGACACCAGCAGAGGACAAGAGCUGCCUGUGCAAAUCCCAUUCCCCAACCCCUAUCAGUACAUCUCCUCAAUCGACUACAACCCCAGGGACAACCAGCUGUAUGUGUGGAAUAACUACUAUGUGCUGAGAUACCCGCUCCAGUUCACACCUCCGCCACCCACAAAAGGCCCUCUGUCUUCACUGAUGACCACGGUUCGCUCCUACACCACCACCGUCUCCUUAACCCCAGUGCAGCCCUCUGCCUCCCAUCCGAUCGGAGUCAUAAACCGUGGGCCAAUCGACCAGCGUCCCAUCACGGCCAUGGUUCCUUUGACACCCCGUCCUCCACUGCGUGUGCCCCUGGCCCCGGGAAGUCCGGGGCAGGUCGGCGGCUGUGAGGGGCGGGUUACUCAAGGUGUGCAGUGGCCACCCACCUUGAAGGGAGAGACAGUGGAGAGGCCCUGUCCCAAAGGUUCACUCGGCAUCGCUUCAUACCAGUGUGUGUUGUCCCCCGUGGGCUGGAGCUCCCGAGGACCUGACCUUUCCAACUGCACCUCUCCGUGGGUCAGCCAAAUCGCACAGAAGAUUAAGAGUGGAGAGAACGCAGCCAAUAUUGCAGGGGAGCUGGUGAACCUCACCCGGGGCCGGAUCUAUGCGGGUGAUGUCAGCAUGUCCGUCAAGCUAAUCGAACAGCUAUUGGACAUCCUAGACUCGCAGCUACAGGCCCUAAGACCGGCCAAUAAGGAAUCAGCGGCACGUAAUUACAACAAACUGCAGAAGAGGGAGCGCACAUGCCGAGCUUAUGUGCAGGCUGUGGUUCAAACAGUCGAUAACCUGCUCGGUCCAGAGGCUCUGAAUUCCUGGGCCGAUAUGAGCAAUAGUGACCAGUCGCGCUCGGCUUCACUGCUGUUAGACGCAGUGGAGAAGGGAGCGUUUUUAUUAGCCAACAACCUAUACGAGGGACGGUUCAGUGAUCGAGCACCUAACAUCGAUUUGGAGGUGUAUGUAUUAAACACAGAAGCAGACAUCCAGGACAUGACAUUUCCUCAUUCAUAUGACAGCGACAGCAUCCUGCAGAUUUCAGCACUGGCCUUGCAGCAAUACAGCAACAAUGGCCAGGUAAACUUGGUGCUCGCGUUGUAUAAGAACCUGGGGACCUUCCUGACGACUCAGAACUCCACUUUGAGAAUGGGGCUGGGUAUGGGACAGAGCCCUGACGUGAGGAGGCGCAGUCUGGUGGUGAACUCCCACGUGAUCUCUGCUUCUGUGCACAGAGGCUCCAACAGGGUCUAUCUGUCCGAGCCCGUCAUCUUCACCCUGAGACACCUACAGCUGGAAAAUCACUUUGGCCCAAACUGUUCUUUCUGGAAUGCGUCGGGGGCAUCGGGAGCCGGCAGGUGGUCCACACAGGGCUGCCGCUUGUUACACACCAACAACACCCACACCACAUGCGCCUGUAACCACCUCUCCAGCUACGCCGUGCUCAUGACCUACCAGCAGCCCGUUUCUGGAGUUGGGGUUGAGGAGCUCCUCGUCAGUGUGGUGUCCUGGGUGGGCAUCUCUGUGGCCCUGGUGUGUUUGGGCACUUGCCUCGCCACUCUUUGCUGCCAGGGGGCGCCAUGGCACACCGACCACAGCACCAUCCACUGCAACCUGUGGGCCAACCUGCUGUUCACUGAACUGCUGUUCCUAGUGGGAGCAAACAAGGCCGAAUAUACAAUCCUGUGCUCCAUCAUCGCUGGCCUGCUGCACUUCUCGCUGCUGUCAAUCUUCUGCUGGUUGUGUUUGGAGUCAGUGGAGCUUUAUCUCCUGCAGCGAGAGGUGUUUGAGGGAAGAAAUUCACGGAGGAAAUACUUCUACCUCUGUGGAUACUCCAUUCCUGGGCUGGUGGUGGCUGUGUCAGCUGCCAUCGACUUCAGAGGAUACGGAUCUCAAACUGCAUGCUGGCUGCGGACAGAUAACUACUUCAUCUGGAGCUUCCUGGGACCUGUGGCCGUCAUCAUCACGCUGAACCUGGUCGUCUUGGUGAUGACCUUACAUAGGAUGCACAGCACGGCGGCGCUCAAACCAGACUCCAGUCGCCAUGACAACCUGAGGGCCUGGGCUGUCGGCUCUCUGACGCUGCUCUUUCUGCAGAGCGUCACUUGGUCCUCAGGGCUCAUGUUCCUGUCCGCUCCAUCGUUGUUACUGGCUUACCUGUUCUCUUCCCUCAACACGGCUCAGGCCCUACUCAUCACCAUUUUGCACUGCACUCUGGCUCGAAAGGGCCAGAAGGAUUAUGGCCGGUGCCUGCGUUUGUCCCAGUGCUGCGUCCCGUCCACCGGCAGCUCCCCAGACUCUGUCAAAGGCAGCGCUCUGAGGUCCAACAGCCGCUACACCAGCACCCAGAGCCGCAGAGCCACGGCCAAUAGACAGAGUCGCAUCAGGAGGAUGUGGAACGACACGGUUCGCAGACAAACUGAAUCCUCCUUUAUUGCAGCGGAUGCUAACAACACACCGACACUUAACCGCGCGGCUUUAGGAAAUCAUUUCCUCACUAAUCCAGUGCUGCAGACUCAUGCUGGGGCUUCUCCCUAUGACACGAUGUUAGCCCAAGGAUACAAUCAGCCUUUCACCUCCACAGAGGGCGGUGUUUCCCAGGGUCAGGAGUCUUGUGGCCUGGACAGCAUGUGCCUCAAUGGUGGCUACACUCCAAACACUUUCACCCUCCAUGGCUUAGGGACGACCCCUGGGUCUCGAGCCGGAGUGGUGGGAAGCACUGACCUCCUCAGAGACGGAGGUGUUGGGAUGGGGGCGGAUGACAUCUCUCCAGGCCUCCUGACCCCCCACGGAGCAUCUGAUCUAAGCAGUGGGACCGGGAUGAGGCGGAAUCUGUCCGAUGCAGCAGCUCUGGAGAAGAUGAUCAUCUCAGAGCUGGUACAGAGCAACUUGCGGCCUUCUGUGCCCAUGCCUGUUCCCCCAGAACGAUACGGCAGCUUAGCCCGGCCCCACCACGACCGGGCGACCAUCACACACUCGUCCACUCUCACCCGCCACGCCCCACCGCCUCAGGACGCCUGGGCCUCCACCAUACAGCCCACAUCUCGCCCAAGCAUACAGGAGUGGACAAGGCACCCUACAGAUCAGGAGCCUCAUCCUCCACCACGAGGCACACAAGACCUCAUGACUGGCCCCCGUGUUCAGGAUGGCUGGGCACGCGGGACGGGGGACACGGAGAAAGAAGACAGGUCUCAGUUGCAGGGGACUCUGGGUCGCCGAGGAAUGCCAGACAAACAGUUAGUACGCCCCCCUGAGGUGCAGGCCCGACCCUACUCUACUAUAAGCCGCACACCGGGAACACUGUCCCGCCACCGCAGCACUGUGGAGUCCAGUGGUGGGACGGACCGAGAAAGGGAGCGGGAACGCUAUCGGGACCGUCCUCUCCCACCCCCUCCACCUCCUCCGCCCCAGGAGUCUGAGCCGCUCUACAAAGCUCUAGAGGAGCCGCUUCUUAUGAAGCAGAGGGAAGUGGAUUCCUGGAGGGCCCCUGACCGGGACAAGGACGAAACCUAUCUAUUAAAGCGAGAUGCCAUGGUGGAGGAGUGGAGAGGGGCUUCUGAGCGCAGGCGGGAUGAGUCGUUCAGCUCUCAGAAGAGCAUGGAGGACAUGGCUGACUGGGGCUCUGCCGUGAACAGGGCGCGAGAGGAGCGCGACUGCAGGCGAGAGGUGUGGCGUGGGGCACCCGACACAGAGCAAGAAGAGACAUUUAUCACUCAGAAAAAAGAUUUUGGGAUUGAAGUUUGGAGAGGUGGCUUGGACAGGGAGAAAGAAGAGCCCUUUUUAAAGGACAGAGAAGGUUGGAGAGGCGGCGUGGAGCGCGAUGGCGAGGCGCAGAAGGACCGAGCACUCGAUGUAUGGAGAGGAGGCGUGGACAUAGACAGAGAGGACGCAUUCAUGUUUGAGGGCAAAGACAGUGGGGCUGAUGGAAGGAAGCGGGGCAGAGGCUCACUGCGUUACCAUGGAGACAGAGAGGACUCAGAGGGCAGCUUCACUUUACCCUUGACUCCUGACCUGGACCUUGACGCUGACGCCUCUCCAAUCUAUACUCGCGACUCAAACCCAUCGCCGCUGUAUCCAGGAGAGCGGCGUUCGCCUCCGCUCAGCAUCUUCCCUCGCAGCUCACCCCCAACCAACAUCUUUGUCCCCAGAGACGCCACCUCGCCGCCCAACAAUCUGUACUCUCGUCACUCCCCGCAGGUCUACAGCCGCAGUAGCUCUCCCCCGCGCUUCUACACCCGCACCUCGCCACCCACCAUGUCCUACCCUGACAGCAGCCCUGAAGGACCAGAGGAGCUCAGUCCCACCGGUGGGCAGCCGCAGAGACCUGCCCUAGAGCUCCCCUACAGCCUGGGACGCCCGCCACUGGGGCCGCGGCCGAAUCACCUGCAGACCUUCUACCAGCCCCCUCCAUUGGCCUCAAAUGGUGAUGCAGUGUACACGCCAGAGCCCACAUCGGAAGGAGAGGAUGGACAGAUGCAGCGGGUGACGAGUCUGUGA